This is a messenger RNA of Sabethes cyaneus, 1212 nucleotides long. RefSeq lists its product as uncharacterized. Gene Ontology annotation, cellular component: cytosol. The transcript has 2 exons. Lineage: Eukaryota; Metazoa; Arthropoda; Insecta; Diptera; Culicidae. The coding region runs from base 85 to 1119 and encodes 344 amino acids. The record is from RefSeq and is a predicted model, not a curated record.
UUUUGAUUGUAAAUAUUAUUUGGCGAGUUUACCGUUCCAAGAAAUAAAAUAAAUUACAUGCGGUAAUACACAAUCACAAAUAAAAUGCGUUGCGUUAAUAUAUAUUACAAAAUUCUGGCAAUUGGUUUCUAUAUUGUUUUUGUGCGUUGCACUGAAUUUCCGGAAUGUAUGCCUGUGUUGAAUUUUGUUUCCCAUUACACAAAGUUGCUGGACAUCAUUCCACGGAAUAUUGUUCCAAUAUCGAGCUAUUGCUCCAAUGAUACUUUCACGUCCUUUUAUGAGCGCUCGGUUUCAGAAUAUCAGCAGGCGUUAAGUGACCACAAAUGCCACUUCCAUCUUCACAAGUUGAAUGUCAUCGAGAUGUUAUUUAAUCAAAUGCAGGAAAUAUGGACUAACGCUCAUUGCCAAGACUGCAUAGAUAAUAAAAAUGAUACGCAAGAGUUUUUUGAGUUAACCAAUCAAUUGAGUAUUUGUGUCAAUAAUAGUAUCGCUCAUAAAGAAUCACCAUGCACUGCUUGCGCAACUAAUUAUAGCCUGGUGCAAGAUCAUUACGAAACUACGAAUAAGCAACGUAGAGGAAAGCUUUGUUUCGACAUAGAAGAUCAAAUGAACCAAACUCGACACGAUUGGAGUGCUCAAUACAACUGUUGCGCUGAUAAACAACGAUCUCAAAAGCUUUUCAUAAGUUUCGCGACGAUUUUUUCAAGCUUGCCGUUAAUUUUUUAUGUGAUAAUGUAUUUGAUAACACAACGUAAAGCAACUCGCGAGGAACUUGCGAGAGUUCCCCUGUUGGAUACUAAUUCUGACUCCUGUAACCAGAUCGAAACUUCCACUCAGAAGGAAAAUGAAAACAAUAAAAUCAUUAAUCAAACAGAUCAAGAACCUACAGCUAGCUCGAGUCACGCGUUUACCAACAAAAACAUUUCAUAUUCAGAAAACGAAAAGAUAAACAACUUGGGUCAUUCUCAUGUGCGCGAGGGACAUCUCAUAACUCUAGAUGCUGAGACUGCCAACGCGAGCAUCAAUAAAGACAAAGGCUCAAAAUUGUCUCCUGAAGCUAAUGAUGAUUUCAAUUUUUCAAAAGGCCACGCAAGUACGAACAACUUGUUAGGAAUUUAACGUUAUUUUAAAACUCGAAUUUCAAAUAAAUCAUUAUUCCCGUCAGUAGCUGUUUUUGGCAACAAUAUUGUUCUUGAAGAAAAAAUAUAAGUU